AUGAGUGAGUCUAUGGACGUCAUCACCCAUUUUGGGCCAGAGGCAGAUAAACCAGAGAUUGUAACCGCAUUAGAAAACUUAAAGAAACUACAUGCACUGACGGUUGAAGAUCUGUACAUUAAAUGGGAGCAAUUUUCCAAUCAAAGACAUCAAAUACACACAGAUCUAACAUCCAAGAAUAUAGAUGAGUUCAAGAAAUUCUUGCAAUUACAAAUGGAAAAGCGUGCAAAUCUGAAUUCAUCCACUUCAAAGAUAACCGCAUCUACCAAAAAACCAGUUAUAAAAAAAAAUUUGAAUUCGAGUCCUUUGUUUGGUCUUCAUAUUCCGAAAACACCAACCUUGAAAAAAAGAAAAUUGCAUGGUCCCUUUUCACUCAGUGAUUCCAAGAAAACUUACAAUGCAAGUUCUGAAACAGAACCAAAUGGAAAGGAAAAUGGUUCUCUUAAGUUAGAGUUUACACCAGGCUUAUUGGGAGAUGGCGGGGAUAUAAAGGAUUCUCUGUCACAAGUUAAAAACCCAGACGUUAAGUCUCCGAACCCAUCAACUUUCCAAACUCCAACAACGAACACCCCGACAGCACUGAAGCAGAAUUGUACUGCCGGCAAGAUUUUAGAUUCCCUCAACCCUGAAAACAUUGAAGUAUCGUCCGGUAACUCCAAUGUAGAUAUUGUGCUGGGCGAAGAACUAUCAACCAAUGAGGUUAAAGUUGAACCUUUUUAUGAUGCUAAAAAGUAUAAAUUCAGGACAAUGAGGCAAAAUUUACAGGAAGCUUCCGAUGUUCUCGAUGAUCAAAUUGACUCAUUUACCAAGAUUAUUCAAAAUCAUUAUAAAUUAUCGCCAAAUGAUUUCGCUGAUCCAACCAUUCAAUCCCAGUCUGAAAUCUAUACUGUUGGAAGGAUUGUUCCAGAUUCGCCUACCUACGACAAAUUUUUAAACCCAGAAUCUCUUUCCCUAGAGACUUCAAGGAUGGGUGGAGUUGGAAGAAGAGUAAGGCUAGACCUAUCACAGGUAAAUGAGCUUUCUUUUUUCUUAGGACAAAUUGUGGCGUUCAAAGGUAAAAACGCGAACGGAGAUUAUUUUACUGUCAACUCUACAUUAGCACUACCUUACCCAAACUUGCCAGUAUCUACAUCAGAAGAAUUGCAACAGUGCCAAGCAAACUUGGAGGGUUCUUCUUUGAAGGUUAUAGUCACAUGUGGCCCAUACUUUUCCGACGAUAAUUUUUCCUUGGAGCUACUGCAAGACUUUAUUAGCCGUAUAAAUAACAAAGCAAAACCUCAUGUUUUAAUAAUGUUUGGCCCAUUCAUAGAUAUAACUCACCCUCUAAUAGCCAGUGGUAAAAUACCAGUUUUUCCCCAAUUCAAAACGCAGCCAAAAACAUUGGAUGAGCUUUUUCUAAAAUUAUUUACACCUAUUCUAAAAACCAUAUCACCGCAUAUUCAAAUCAUACUGAUACCCUCUACAAGAGACGCGAUUUCCAAUCAUGCUGCAUAUCCACAAGCCUCUUUAAAUAGAAAGGCUUUACAGUUACCCAAAAAAAACUUUAAGUGCAUGACUAAUCCUUCUUCUUUUCAAAUAAACGAGAUAUACUUUGGUUGUUCGAAUGUCGAUACGUUCAAAGAUCUAAAGGAAGUCAUUAAAGGUGGCAGCACUUCAUCAAGGUAUAGACUGGAUCGUGUUUCUGAGCAUAUCUUACAACAGCGCAGAUAUUACCCCAUUUUCCCAGGAAGCAUUCGUACUAGAAUAAAACCGAAAAAUGAAUUCUCAAACGAGGAAGCUAGUAAUACGAAGAACAAUGCGGGAAAAGCUUAUGAGCAUAUAUCAGGUACAGAUUUAGACGUGAGCUAUCUGGGACUAACAGAAUUUGUCGGUGGGUUCUCCCCUGACAUAAUGAUUAUACCUAGUGAAUUACAGUACUUUGCAAGAGUUGUUCAAAAUGUAAUUGUUAUUAACCCUGGAAGAUUUAUGAGGGCAACAGGUAACAGGGGAUCUUAUGCACAAAUUACCGUGACUUGUCCAGAUCUUGAAGACGGGAAUUUGACGCUUGUAGAAGGUGAAGAGCCCGUCUAUCUUCAUAACGUCUGGAAACGCGCAAGAGUUGACCUAAUCACUACUUGA
Molecule: messenger RNA, 2118 nt
Organism: Saccharomyces mikatae IFO 1815
Lineage: Eukaryota; Fungi; Ascomycota; Saccharomycetes; Saccharomycetales; Saccharomycetaceae
Gene: POL12
Product: DNA-directed DNA polymerase alpha subunit POL12
Exons: 1
Coding region: 1-2118 (705 amino acids)
Biological process (GO): DNA replication; DNA replication initiation
Cellular component (GO): alpha DNA polymerase:primase complex
Molecular function (GO): DNA binding
Source: RefSeq, a predicted model, not a curated record